AGCCGUUCCAUCUCGCCCCGUAGCAGAGCCUGCCCAAGACAGCACACCGCAAGUCUAUCAUACUCCCGCACAGCACGCCACGAUCACCCGCCCGCGAAAUAUGCAGCUCGAAGAGCUCGUGCGCAGCGAAUACGCUGCUGAAAGCGACCGCAUGAGUGCCGUGCUGGCUGCGAUGGGGUUCACGGACAAGUCCUGGAAGAAUAGCGAGGCGCUCGCCAAGGAGAUGGGCCAUCUGUAUCAAUCCAUGGACUGCAGCGAUGCUUCGACUGGCGUGAUCCUGGCAGCGAUUGCCGACAUCCAUGUGCGAGAGAGUCGCCUCGAGCGGGAAAUCGGGCAACUCGGCCGUACCAAGGACACAUUGUCCAAGAGAAUAUCAAUGAUGGAAGCACGGAGAGAAGAGGCGCAGAGGCUGCUCAAGACCGUCGACGACAGAGACAGCCAGAAGGCCGAGCAAACCCUGCUCCAGAGCUGGAGGACACAGUGCAUCGUCAUUGAUGAGAAGCGCCAGGAGUAUCACGAUCGAAUUACGGAUAUGGAGAGCCAUCUCAGUCCCGAGAGCGCCGAUCUGCGCUUCAGCACGCUCAAAUCGCUCGAGUCGGAGGUGCUCCAGCUGGCAUCUGAUCUGGGCGUCGCUCAAGACCAGCUCGGCAGCUACAGAGAUUUGCCUCCGGAUAUUCGCCUGGCUCGAAUGCAGCUCGGAGAGAAGAAGCAGGAACUGGCUCGGCUCAUCGACCGGAAGGAAGAGGUUCUCACAAACAUUGCCAAGGAGAUUCGUUGAAGGCGGCCUUGGAGACUGCCGCAGAUCUGCACGGGACUGCCAAGCCCAGUGACGCUGUCGCCUGGAUGCUAGAUAGAUUCUGGGCGCUGGAGGGCAUUCUGAUUCGUGGCGCCCGGAUACAGACAGAGCCGCAGACCUCGACGAGCACGGAUCGACCCGAUUCAUUUCCACCGAGUGUAUAGAACUUGCGACUGGUCCUCCCUGUUGGAGUAUUCCCAGCAUCCAGCAU
Polychytrium aggregatum is the source of this 1007-nucleotide messenger RNA. RefSeq lists its product as uncharacterized. Bases 101 to 778 code for a protein of 225 amino acids. Gene Ontology annotation, cellular component: HAUS complex; cytosol. The record is from RefSeq and is a predicted model, not a curated record. The transcript has 5 exons. Lineage: Eukaryota; Fungi; Chytridiomycota; Chytridiomycetes; Polychytriales. Gene Ontology annotation, biological process: spindle assembly.